AUGAUAAAAUUUGCAAAAAAAUUACUCAAGACAAGCAACUUAAUUAGAAUAAGUGCAAGAUAAAUUAAUACUUCAAAUAGUAGCAACACUACUCAAUCACAAUUCUCUGAAAAAGAAGGGGAUCUUGGCUUUUAGCCACCUUUAGAAGACUUUGAGUUUGACGGAAAUGCAUUUGCAGUCAAUGCUAUUAAUUUUGCUAAAUAAAAAGUGAAGCCUAAGGAAGUAUUAUAGAAGGAAAAUGAAUAUCAGCUUAAAUUGAUUCGAGAGAGAAUAAAGUUUCAAGGUGAUCCCUUUGAGCUAGUAGAGAAGGAUGUGAAUGCAGUCAAAGACUUUGCCAUCAAUAAUGUGAUUAAGACAGAGUACAAGUAGUUAGAACUACCUGCAAUCUACAACAUGUCUCUAAAGGGAAAGAAUUUCAGAUCUGCAAUUAUGUGUAUGCUGGCCAGAGCUAUAUUCAACAAUAAUCCCUAGUACUAAAAUGUCAGCUCAUAAUUCGAACAGACUAAAUACUACACCUAAGUUAAAACCCUAUCAGCUUGCAUUGAGCUUGCUCAUAAUGCCAGUCUGCUACAAGGAGAGUUGAUCUAAGCUAAAAGGGAUAUGAUGAAGAAGGGCUAGGUAAAUACAGAUAAAUUUGAUGUCGACGACUACUUUGGGUCAUAUGUGUCUAAGACCUACUACAAAACUGCCUCUAUGAUCUCACUAGGUUGCAGAGGAUUGGGCAUUAUAUUUGAUCUGGAUACAGAAGCUCAGAGGAAAUUGUUUAACUUCGGUGCUAAUUUAGGUAUUGCCUUCUAAGUUCAUGAUGAUAUCCUUGAUUUCACUUAAAACUCUGAAUAGCUAGGCAAGCCUGCUUACAAUGACAUAAAAGAGGUAAAAUUCUUUCAAUAAAUAUUUUAUCAGGGUAUAAUAACUGCACCAUUGGUAUACACCUUUGUCGAAAUGCAAUAAUAAUAAUCUCCCAAUGUCUAUGAUUUUGAGCAAAGGCUUAAAAGAAAAUUCUAAGAGCCAGGCGAUGUUCAAUUUGCUAUCGAUCACUUGUUCAAAUCCUCAGGUAUUGAAAUGGCAGAUAAGCUUAGUAUCGACUACAUCAAUGAAAGCCUACUUAACCUAGAUUCGCUUCUAGUUGAAGACACUAGCCAAGGGCAAAAGCACUCAAUCAUUAGCAUUGAUAAGGAUGUGUAUGCUUAAGCACUUUUAGGUGUUGCAUUGAAAGUUAAAACUAGAAAAUACUGA
Molecule: messenger RNA, 1236 nt
Organism: Stylonychia lemnae
Lineage: Eukaryota; Ciliophora; Spirotrichea; Sporadotrichida; Oxytrichidae
Source: the annotation of a GenBank genome assembly